GUGACCUUGCGCCGAGGUUGAUGCGCAUGCGCGGUGAUUCGCUGGCUGCCCCACGUGUGUAUCAGUGAGAGGAGAUCGGUGCUGUGACUGUCCGCUCCCCCGGUAGAUUAUGUCUUGGUUAUUCGGCUAUAACAAGGGGCAGGGGGCGCCGCCAGAUGUGCCAGGCUUGCCGGUGCCCCCUCCGCCUCCUGGAGGGAGUGGAGAUGGGGGAGACAAGAACAAGCCCAAGGACAAAUGGAGCAACUUCGACCCCACCGGCCUUGAGAGGGCAGCCAAAGCCGCCAGGGACCUUGACCAGUCCAAACAUGCCAAAGAAGCCCUCGGCCUGGCAAAGCUGCAAGAAGAGACCCUGCAAAUGGAGCAGCAAUCUAAAGUUAAGGAAUACGAAGCCGCCGUAGAACAGCUGAAAAAUGAGCAGAUUCGAGUGCAAGCCGACGAGCGCAGGAAAACCUUAAAUGAGGAGACAAAGCAACACCAAGCGAGAGCCCAGUAUCAAGACAAAUUAGCAAGACAGCGGUACGAAGAGCAGUUACGACAGCAGCAAUUGAUGAAUGAAGAGAAUCUGCGAAAACAAGAGGAGUCCGUCCACAAACAGGAGGCCAUGCGCAAAGCCACAAUCGAGCAUGAGAUGGAGUUACGGCACAAGAAUGAAAUGCUGCGGAUAGAGGCAGAGGCGCGGGCACGAGCCAAGGUGGAGCGGGAAAACGCUGACAUUAUCCGGGAGCAGAUCCGUCUGAAAGCUGCCGAGCAUCGGCAAACUGUUCUGGAGUCUAUCAAGACGGCAGGGACCGUGUUUGGAGAAGGUUUCCGGACCUUUGUAUCAGACUGGGACAAAGUGACCGCUGCUGCAGCCGGGUUGACUCUUCUUGCAUUAGGUGUUUACUCUGCCAAGAACGCCACUGGUGUAGCCGGUCGGUACAUUGAAGCACGCCUUGGAAAGCCAUCGCUGGUUAGAGACACCUCCCGUAUUACAGUAUUGGAGGCAGCCAAGCAUCCAAUAAAGGUCACCAAACGCCUUUUCAGCAAAGCUCAGGAUGCCUUAGAAGGAGUCGUUCUUAGUCCAAAACUGGAAGAAAGAGUCCGAGAUAUUGCGAUUUCUACAAGGAACACAAAGCAGAACAAAGGUCUCUACAGGAAUAUUUUAAUGUAUGGUCCUCCAGGAACAGGAAAGACACUCUUUGCCAAGAAAUUAGCCGUGCAUUCUGGGAUGGAUUAUGCCAUCAUGACUGGUGGUGAUGUCGCCCCCAUGGGGCGUGAUGGAGUUACUGCAAUGCAUAAAGUUUUUGACUGGGCGAACACCAGCAAGAGAGGCCUCUUGCUGUUUGUGGAUGAAGCUGACGCUUUCUUGAGGAAGAGGUCCACGGAGAAAAUCAGUGAAGACCUGAGAGCGACGCUAAAUGCUUUUCUCUACAGGACCGGGGAGCAGAGUAACAAAUUCAUGUUGGUGCUGGCCAGUAACCAGCCAGAACAGUUUGACUGGGCCAUCAAUGAUCGGAUAGAUGAGAUUGUCAACUUUGCUCUUCCGGGACUGGAGGAGAGAGAGCGCCUGGUCCGUCUCUACUUUGACAAAUAUGUCCUGCAGCCUGCAACCGAGGGGAAGCAGAGGCUGAAAAUUGCACAGUUUGACUACGGCAAGAAGUGCUCGGAGCUGGCGAAAUUUACCGAAGGCAUGUCUGGCCGAGAGAUCUCCAAGCUGGGUGUUGCCUGGCAGGCUGCAGCAUAUGCCUCAGAAGAUGGUGUUUUGACAGAAGCCAUGAUUGAUGCCCGCGUGGCCGAUGCUAUCCGGCAGCACCAACAGAAGAUGGAAUGGCUGAAAGCAGAGGGCAAGGAAGAGGGGAAGGAGCCUGGAAGAAACCCUCUCAUUCCUCAUUUGGAGGGGACACCUGUAUGAAAGGUCUAGGUGGCCACUCAAGGGCCUCAGCUUCGUGACACACGAGAUUUGCCUAUCACUGCACAUAGCCUAUAUCUGCGAGGACAAAGUGGAGCAAUGGCCGCCUCCUAGUCCAGGAGGUUACAGUCCGGCAGAGGCUACAGUUCUUCCAUUCAGGAAACCGCCAUAUCAUCUUCACCAUUCAUUCCCUAAUGAACUUGUCUUUAUAAUUUUUUUACUUGUUUUAGGGUACCCAUAAUUAUUAAUGUCUAAAAAUGUCCGACGAUCAUUUUAAACCUGAGUGAAGCUGCUGCAGAAAAGUGAUCUCUUGGUGAAUGUAGAGAAUAUGUCAUUGUUACAUGCGUAUAUAUAUAAAGAUGAUGAACUCGG
Molecule: messenger RNA, 2260 nt
Organism: Bufo bufo (common toad)
Lineage: Eukaryota; Metazoa; Chordata; Amphibia; Anura; Bufonidae
Gene: ATAD3A
Product: ATPase family AAA domain containing 3A
Exons: 16
Coding region: 110-1891 (593 amino acids)
Biological process (GO): mitochondrion organization
Cellular component (GO): mitochondrion
Molecular function (GO): zinc ion binding; ATP hydrolysis activity; ATP binding
Source: RefSeq, a predicted model, not a curated record